GUGUGGCAGGUACGACGAUACUCUAUGCCCAUGCCCAAUUUCCAUUACGAAAAGAUCCUGUUUUUUUUACAAUGCUGCGGAUAAAAACGGAAAUGUUGCUUCUCAUCUUUAACUUCGCGAAUGAAAAAUCUAAUAACGAUUCCGGUUUUGGCUACCGGUGACAAAACAUUGGAAGAACAUUGCAUGUAAUGUUACUUGGAAAUGGGAAUAUUAAAGUAAAGAAAACAAAGUGUUGCAAAUAGAACCUUAAAUUAUCUUACUGUUUUUCUGCGGAGAGGUUUUGAGCUAGGUAGGAGAUCAAAUAAGUAAAAAUUUCAAAAAGGGCAUAGUGAUAAAAACCGUUAAAAACCUCUGAUUUAGACUUUCUUCGCAAAAUCAAGUGAAAGUGUCCAAAGUAUGUUGAUUACCUUAGUCACAUUUGUUCUUAACUUCUAAGCAGAAUCGAAGAAGCAGCGGAAUUUCUUCGUUUAGAAUUGAUAAUCUAAAAUUCCAAUAAGAAUUUUAGGUAUCAACGCUAAGCUAUCAAAGUGUCUUUUCGCCAAGCUGAUCGUAAACGUCAUUGUGGUAAAAUGUUUUGAAUGCUUUGGCACUCAAAUAGUUCGUUUUUUAAAUAAAUAAAAGCAAAUAUUAAGUUUACACAAUGAAAGAGGUAAUUUACAUUACUGAUAAAAUUUUACAAAAAGAAAUGUUGAAAUUGGGCGCCAUUGGAAAUCGUUCCGCAGUCGUUGAUGAGCUGGUCAGAUCCUAUGAUUUACUGCAAUUUUGCAAAGUUAUAAGUCCCAAGAGGGGUACUUUAGAGGAUUUGCUGUCCUUUCAUAGCUCAGAUUAUGUCGAGUGUCUCAAGCGUUAUAAUAAUGAAGACGACAUCGAAGAGGUAACGGAUGAGCUACAGGAAUUUGGAUUAGCUUACGACUGUCCAAUGAUAGAAAAAGUGUAUGAUUUUGUUUCAUCCGUAGUCGGUAGUACAUUGUCAGCAGUCGACGCCAUCCUGGAAGGUGCUUCUAUAGCUAUCAACUGGCAUGGCGGUUGGCAUCACGCUCAAAGGGACAAGGCCGCUGGGUUUUGCUAUGUAAACGACAUUGUGAUUGGAAUCCACAAGCUACGAACUAAGUUUCAAAAAGUUCUUUACUUGGACCUGGACGUUCAUCAUGGAGACGGAGUGGAAGACGCCUUCAGCUUCAGCAAAUACGUCAUGACUGUAUCGUUCCACCAGCAUGAACCAGGAUAUUUCCCAGGAACUGGAUCAGCAUCGAAUAUAGGAUUUGGAGCGGGGAAAGGUUACACCGUUAAUGCACCUUACUCGAGGGACAUCACUGGCCAGAUGUUUGUGCCAUAUUUCCAAAGUGUCGCCACGGCAGUUUACGAUGCAUUUGAACCGGACGUCUGCAUCGUUCAAUGCGGUGGGGACGUUAUGGUGGGAGACCCUUUAGGUGGAACGAAUUUGAUUCCAGAGGAUUGUAUGAAGUGUGUCGAGUUGGUGUUGAGCUGGAAUAUUCCAAUUGUAUUCCUGGGAGGAGGUGGAUACAACGUCAUCAAUACAGCAAAAUAUUGGACCCAGCUAACUGCCCUUAUCCUUGGACAGUCAUUUUCCAACGACAUUCCGGAAAAUCCUUUCUUCCCGGAUUUUCGCCCUGAUUUCACAUUGGAUAUUUACCGAAACAACAUAAGAGAUAGAAACACAACAAAUGGUUUAUUAAAAAAUGCGCUGUUUAUUAAAGAAAACUUGGAACUUUAUGUGGCGAGCACGAAAUGACACGUAAAUUAUAUUAAUUACAUUAAAGCAUCAUUCA
This is a messenger RNA of Aedes aegypti (yellow fever mosquito), 1790 nucleotides long. RefSeq names its product histone deacetylase 8. The coding region runs from base 641 to 1753 and encodes 370 amino acids. The record is from RefSeq and is a predicted model, not a curated record. Gene Ontology annotation, molecular function: histone deacetylase activity. Lineage: Eukaryota; Metazoa; Arthropoda; Insecta; Diptera; Culicidae. The transcript has 7 exons.